Molecule: messenger RNA, 2076 nt
Organism: Penicillium malachiteum
Lineage: Eukaryota; Fungi; Ascomycota; Eurotiomycetes; Eurotiales; Aspergillaceae
Product: putative acyl-CoA synthetase
Exons: 3
Coding region: 1-2076 (691 amino acids)
Source: RefSeq, a predicted model, not a curated record
AUGGCGCAUCCUCAACACUCCGCAUUGGAGCAAUCCCUCCAAGACCCAGAACAAUUCUGGUCUGGACCCGCCUCACGACUCCACUGGCAUCGCGAACCGAGUAAGAUCCUAAGCCGAGACACCAAGACUCUGGACAGUGGCGUUCAGCAUGAGCACUGGUCCUGGUUUCCAGAUGGGGAGAUCUCAACUACGUACAAUUGUGUAGAUCGACAUGUGCACAAUGGAUUCGGAGAUCAGGUUGCUAUUAUAUGGGAGUCGGCUGUUACGACAACAACAACACAGAAGAUCACGUACAAGGAGUUACUCGAUGAGGUGGAGGUUUUGGCUGGUGUUUUACGGGAGGAGGGAGUAAGGAAAGGUGAUGUGGUUAUUAUCUAUAUGCCCAUGAUCCCAGCCGCACUCAUCGCCGCACUAGCGAUAACCCGCCUCGGCGCAAUCCACGCAGCUGUAUUCGGCGGAUUCGCCGCACAAUCCCUAGCCCAACGAAUCGAAGCGGCACGCCCACGAGCAAUAAUGACAGCGUCAUGCGGGGUCGAAGGAAACAAAGGCGCAAUACCGUAUCGACCGUUAGUCGAAGGGGCAAUAUCAGCCAGCAAGUUCAAGCCAAGCAAAGUGCUUAUCUGGCAGCGAGACGAGCAUCGAUGGAAUCAACCUGAUAAACUAGGCGGACAGCGAAACUGGCAAAGACUUAUGAAAAGUGCACGGAUGCGUGGGAUUCGUGCGGAGUCUGUUCCUAUUAAGAGUACUGAGGGACUUUAUAUCAUAUACACCAGUGGAACUACGGGUUUACCGAAAGGUGUACUUCGACAAGCGGGUGGCCAUGCUGUUGGGCUAGAGGUUUCUAUUCGAUCUGUAUUUGGAAUCUCAGGGCCUGGGGAUGUGAUGUUUUGUGCAUCUGAUAUUGGGUGGGUUGUUGGGCAUUCGUAUAUCUUAUAUGCGCCCUUACUUGUUGGUGCGACGACGGUACUCUUCGAAGGGAAACCGGUUGGUACACCUGAUGCAGGGACGUUCUGGCGGAUUGUUGAGAAACAUUCCGUUAAUACGUUGUUCACGGCGCCGACGGCUAUGCGGGCUAUUCGGAGAGAUGAUCCGAAUAAUGCACUGAUCAGUGAAGUUGGAGAUCGUGGUGGUCUCAAGUCUCUUCGUGCUCUCUUCCUAGCUGGGGAACGGAGUGAGCCUAGUAUUGUACGUACUUACCAGGAUCUCCUAUCUCGGUUUGCGUCGCCAGGUGCCCUCGUCAUUGAUAAUUGGUGGUCGUCUGAGUCUGGAUCACCUAUCACUGGGUUAGCAUUAAACAGUGCCGCGGCUAUGUCUACAUCGCCAGACAGAAGUAUCCGUCCACUUGCCAUUCGACCUGGCUCAGCAGGUUUCCCGAUGCCAGGAUUCGAUGUUCGGAUUGUCGAUGACGAAGGGAAUGAAGUCCCUCAUGGAAAAAUGGGAAAUAUCGUCCUGGCGAUGCCACUCGCGCCAACGGCAUUCACCAGUCUAUUCCAAGACGAAGAGCGAUUCUACAAUGGAUACCUUAAACGGUUUAAUGGACGAUGGGUAGAUACCGGAGACGCAGGAAUGAUAGAUAAGGAUGGAUACGUGCACAUCAUGUCUCGAUCAGACGAUAUCAUCAACGUCGCGGCGCACCGCUUCAGUACAGGUGCAAUCGAACAAGCAAUCCUAUCACACCCCUCUAUCAGCGAAGCCAGUGUCGUCGGGAUACCAGACCCGCUUAAGGGUCAUCUCCCCUUUGCAUUCGUGCAGCCCCGUCUGAGUACAGAGUACCCAUACUCACUUCCAGUCACGCCGACAGGAAAACUUUUCCAGGAAGUCAAUGCACUAGUUCGAGAGCAGAUCGGUGCGAUAGCUUCUCUUGGCGGGAUGAUUCAGGGUCGGGGGAUGAUUCCCAAGACGCGGAGUGGGAAGACGUUGCGACGGGUUCUGCGGCAAUUAAUAGAGCAUGCUGUGGACGGGCGGUAUGAUGCGUCGGUCAGUGUGCCGCCAACUGUUGAGGAUGUGGAGGUGGUUGAGGUUGCGAGGGGAGUUGUAAGAGAGUAUUUUGAGAAGAGGCUCAAGGCGAAACUUUAG